GAUUCUUUUGACAGAAUGCUUGUCCAGGUGUGCCUGUACUUCUAUUGCAAGUGUUUAUGGCGCUGCCUGAAAUUUGUGGUGCGGAAACUGACCGGACGAUGUGAGCUGCAAAGAAUCUGCUAUAAUAUCAAGCCUGGGGCUGAAAGAACUAUGAAAAUUGAAACAUCAUUGAGGAGUUCAAAAAAUAAGUUGCUCCAAAAUUCCACUAGCGUUCAUCCAGAUGCAAUUGAAAAAACUGUAGAUGCCAUCAUAGAACUGAAAAAGAUUAACCCAGCUGUAAACCCACAGCUAAGUGUAUCUCUGCAGGCCUGCCUUUUACAGAUUGUAGGGUACAGAAAUCUGAUUGCAGAGGUUGAAAAGCUGCGUCGAGAGCCAUAUGAUUCUGAAGAGGUUCUGCAUGAAGAAAUGCUUCUGAAGCUGUGGAAAUGCUUGAAACCUGAUUCUCCAUUGGAAGCUCGGAUUUCCAAGCAAUGGUGUGAAAUUGGUUUCCAAGGUGAUGAUCCUAAAACAGAUUUUAGAGGAAUGGGCCUUCUGGGGUUAUAUAACUUGCUAUACUUUGCUGAGCACAAUGGUCCUGCAGCUCAGCAAAUUCUCUUAGACUCUCUUCAGCCCAAAUAUAGGGAAAUCACUAAAGAGGAAAUAAGCAAAUACAGCAAGUCUGAAUGGGAAAAGAAAAAGUUUGAUAAAGCUAUUGGAUAUUCUUUUGCUAUUGUUGGCAUCAACAUAACAGAGCUUGCAUACAACCUGCUUGUGAGCGGUGCUCUGAAAACACAUUUCUACAAUGUUGCUCCAGAAGCUCCAACGUUAUCUCAUUUCCAGCAAACAUUUUGCUAUUUGAUGCAUGAAUUUCAUAAAUUCUGGAUUGAAGAGGAUCCCCUGGACAUAAUGGAGUUCAAUCGGGUGCGAGAGAAAUUCCACAAACGAAUUAUCAGGCAGCUCCAGAAUCCGAAUAUGGCAUUAUGCCCUCACUUUGCUGCCUCAGAAAGCUUGAUCAACCUGUAGCCAUUCCCAUGGCUUGGUUUGGAAACACUGUCUCGUUCUUGUGUUAUGCCACCAUCUAGAGAUAAAUUGCUGAUGUAUUGAAUGAUCACGGCAAGUGCAUGCAUGCUUCUCGAUGCGGUAUUCAUCUCUCGCGCUCUCUGAACCUCCUCCCACUGCUCCUCUGGAGAGCUUGGUCACUGACAAAGAGAGCUCAUAUUGCAAUAUCUUGCAGUGUUAAACAUUUUGAAUGGAUGUCCUGUAUUUUUUUCCCUUUCUGUUGGGCUCUUAUCCCCUCCCUUUCCCACUGCAUAAUUCAUUUAAUGAAAGAACUGUAUUUCUCUAGCUUGGGGUGGGGGGGGAUUUUAUUUCUUUUUGUUUAUAUAUACAGAAUAGUUUUAUUUGGAAACUUGUACUAUGGAAGCCUUUUAACUCCCUUUGUUUUAUGAUAACUGAUCCUUUUUUUUAAAUGGGCAUGAUCCAGUUGUAGUCACCUUUUGAACCGAAUGGCACUGAAGUCAAGAGGACUGAAAAGUGCUUGCUUUAACUGGGAUCAUGCAUUUGAACAUUAUUUAGAAGACAGUGUACAUGACUUGAGCCUGACCUUGGCAAAAUACAUUAAAUGUAAUGAUUUCUCCCUCAUGCAGACAUGCAUGCUUCAUGAAAAAACAAUAGUAAGAUUUAUAAUAAAAGCGUGUGAAUAAUUUUAACAUACAUAAAGAAUUUAUAAUGAGGCUGCGUUGGUAGGAGGGUUGAGGAAUUUGAGGGAAUGAAUUAAAUUGAUAAGAGUUCAAAAAAAAUACACCGAUGUAAGCAAGUCUCUGGCAACCUUCUGUAAUUUGGUGAUCUUCAUAUGUGCUGGACUGAUUCAUUAGAAGUUUACAUCGGACCACUGUCACCAUAUUCAGCUAAACUUUGAAAAUGCAGGAUUCAUGGGUUGUAUUUCUGCAUGUCUGAAUGCAAUUUGAUUGUGUGAGAGUGUGUUCUUGAUUGUUUUAAGGGGGCAAAACUAUAUUUUCUUCAUUUUUCAAUUAUUGAAUUUUGGGCUUGGAUUGUCAGCUCUGUUCCUAGCUGAAAGGAAUUAACAAAGAGGCACGAAGUGAGUAAACCUAACUGGUUAUUAAGCAAAUGACAAGGCGAUUUAAGGGAAGAAAACAUGCACAUUCUGUAUAGAACAUUCUCAUAAAAUUGUGCUGAAAUGACUGGUAGAUGCAUCAUCUUUUCCAUGAAGCUCAUGCAAACAUUCGUUGUUUUUUUUUAAAAAAAAUGGGCUUUCAGAGGAACAACUCCAUUUGGAUUUUCCUCAGCUCCUCUGACACCAUGUGUAAUCUACACUCAGUUGUAUUUGCCAUGCCAUUUCAUACUGUAUCAUGAUAUUUUUUUUAACCUUCUGACUGUUAUAGGGUAGGUUGUGAAGUUGCUUGCAUAGCAAGAUUGAAUUUGAGGUAUUGCCUAAUUAUUUGUGGAUUAUAUGAAUAAAUGACAUCAUUC
Python bivittatus (Burmese python) is the source of this 2469-nucleotide messenger RNA. RefSeq names its product ELMO domain containing 1 (gene ELMOD1). NCBI's taxonomy places the organism in Eukaryota, Metazoa, Chordata, Lepidosauria, Squamata, Pythonidae. Gene Ontology annotation, molecular function: GTPase activator activity. The record is from RefSeq and is a predicted model, not a curated record.